AUGUAUUUUUUUCAUAAUGGUCAGAAAAGUCUAGCCAACUUGAUUGAACGAAGUGGUGCACAAGGAAUGUAUUCACAUAAUCAGAUAGCAGCGUUCGAGUCUUUGACUCGAGCUACUGGCAUUGCCGAAGGAGAAGUAUUGGUCUUGUUUAUUCAUAUGUUUACCUCAACAUUGGAUAAAAUUGGGAAUCACCGGAGUGAUGAAUAUAAUCACCACAUUCUCCCUCGCUGCCGGCCCCUAGUCCUGGCGAUCGGUCAGCGCAUGGCAUAUGAAGCUGCUGACGCCAUAGGGAUCGAUCCAAAUCUACCGGCCUUAUACGAAGCGGCUUCUGUGGAGUCAGACUCCAGUUGGUAUGUUAAAAAUCCUGGGCUCAGCCGAGCAGAUCCAUUUGAGAUGGAGUGCAAAGCGCUAAACGCGGUUUUACCUCGACUGGAUAAAUACUUGAACAGCUAUGACAUUGUACAAUAUUGUACUGCUCCUAUACUUUCAACGGAUAGGUGGGGGGUCAUCAUGAAUGCCGUUCCGACUUUUGCAGGAGAUGCACAUGUUGACAUCCCGCUGGGAGUGGAUUGA
This is a messenger RNA of Penicillium longicatenatum, 573 nucleotides long. RefSeq names its product acyl-CoA oxidase. The coding region runs from base 1 to 573 and encodes 190 amino acids. The transcript is spliced from 4 exons. The record is from RefSeq and is a predicted model, not a curated record. NCBI's taxonomy places the organism in Eukaryota, Fungi, Ascomycota, Eurotiomycetes, Eurotiales, Aspergillaceae.